Zingiber officinale is the source of this 396-nucleotide messenger RNA. RefSeq names its product pre-rRNA-processing protein TSR2-like. The transcript has 3 exons. Gene Ontology annotation, cellular component: nucleus. NCBI's taxonomy places the organism in Eukaryota, Viridiplantae, Streptophyta, Magnoliopsida, Zingiberales, Zingiberaceae. The record is from RefSeq and is a predicted model, not a curated record. Bases 10 to 396 code for a protein of 128 amino acids. Gene Ontology annotation, biological process: maturation of SSU-rRNA from tricistronic rRNA transcript (SSU-rRNA, 5.8S rRNA, LSU-rRNA).
ACAAACUCCAUGAGCUUCUCCGGCGGUGGCAUGUUGGGCGGUUCCCCUUCCCCGGUGCCCUCUCACACUCCCCUUUUCCUCUUGAGGGAAGGAAUCUCCCUCGUCCUCUCGCGUUGGGAGGCGCUUCAGGUGGCAAUCAGAAACCAGUGGGGCGGCGGAGACUCCCACCAGAAGCACGACGAGCUCGUCUCCUUCAUCCUCACCUUCUUCUCGCGACCUGAUGUUUGUGUCGAUGAUUUGGAACAUGCACUCGAGGAGAAAAUGGUUUUAUCUUUCAACACGAUGGUCGAUGAUGGAAGUGUCGAGGAGGUUGCUGAGCAAUUGAUGAUUAUGUAUGAAGAAUGUCUUCACGGGAACUUUGAAGUAAUUGAAAAGUUAAAGUCGACACAUGCAUAG